CCAUUCUCUCCUCCUCUCCAGCUUUCCUAUUUCAGGGUUUUCUAGGGUUUACAGGAUCCUCGAAAUUCCUGUUAUACCCUUCGCAUUUUGUGUUGCAUAGAUUAUUAUUCUCUCGCUUCCGUAUACUGGAUUGCUGGUUACUUCUUAUUCUUCGGUGUCACUUCCUACUCCUGUAACUUGAUUACUGUUUGGUUUCUGAGAAAAUUGAGGGAAAGAAAUAGAAAAGUUAUAUGAAAAUUUUGAGGUAUUGUUGGGGUUUUUUUUUAAAGGUUAAAUUGCUUUGUAUGAUGUUGUUUAGAUGGAUGCUUGUUAAGGAAUAGUCUAUUUGGAUGGUAUGGAUGAAGGAUUGGUUGAUGAAGUGGCUCCAGUUGAUGUGGCAGAGGGGGCACACCCUCACAGCAAAGAGAAUGAAUAUUCCCUGAAACCAUCUGAAAGCCCCACCAUGUUAGAAUCUCAUGAGAUGGUUAUACCUCGCGAGGGUAAUUAUCCUGAGAGCUCAUUUCAUGUACUUGCAGAUAUUUUGGAUGCCAAGAACAUAAAUAGGGGUGGAAACCAUGUGGAUGCAUGUGAACAGCCAUGUGCUAGCCCUUGCUAUACGGAUGAUGUUGGAAACAUGGUUGAAGAAUUAACAGUGAAAAAUUAUGAUAAUACAAACUUUGCUAUAGUUGGAACGUCAAACAGCAGGGAAAGAAUGCAAACUAGGCAGAGUCAGUGGCAGCAUUUUUAUCAACUUGGGGGUGCAUCAGGGAUUGGGAGCUCACAUACCAACACUUUAUAUAGGGACAAUGGUCAAGGAAUGUCAAGUGGCUGGGAAGAUGUGAGGUAUGCAUCUUCCCCUGUGUUGUUGGGACAAAAAUCACCAAGCGGUGAGUGCAAUGAAGUCAUGGAACAACCAAAUGUUGAACAUAGAGAACUUUCACACAACACCGUUUCUCAUGGUGGUAUUCGGACCAAGAUUCUGUCAAAAUCAGGAUUUUCUGAAUUUUUUGUGAAAAAUACGUUGAAGGGUAAGGGGAUCAUUUUUAGAGGUCCACACCAUGAAAGUCCAAGAUUUGUGCCGAAAGAUGAGAAAGAUGAGAACAAUGGAAAGGCUGCUGCUGGCACUGUGGCAGCUUCUAACUCUUUGCAGACUUUAGGAGCAAAAACAGCAAUGCCUUCUUCCUUUAGUAUUGCUGGGCCAAGGCCUGCUGGCUCUAAUCAUGAUGGAGUUGGUCUGCGACAUUGGUUGAACGCACAGCAGCAUAAAGCGAAUAAAGUUGAGUGCUUGCAUAUAUUUAGACAGAUUGUUGAUCUAGUAGAUUAUUCUCACUCUCAAGGAGUUGCCUUGCAUGACUUAUGGCCUUCAAGCUUCAAGUUGCUGCAAUCAAAUCAGGUAAAAUAUGUUGGUUUAACUUUUCAAAAAGAUAUGCUAGAGAGUGCUAUGGAUCAAGAUAUACCUUGUUCAGAGAAUCAAGUGGUUAGGAGAAGGCCAGCAGAGCAGGAAAUGUUGCCCUUUGUUGGCGUAUUUGCAAAGAAGCCAAAGUUCAGUGAGAACACAAACCAUAUUAGGCAGUGGCCUCAAUUUACUGCAAAAUAUGGCAUUAAAACUGAAAUAGCUAAUGAUGGUAACAUCAAGGUGGCCAGUACUCAAUAUUCUCUUAAUGAACUUACUGAACAUAAUCCAAACGUAGAAUAUGGAAUUCAGGGCAAGAGCAGCCGUCAUCUGUCUAAUGCAGCACAACAGCAGUUGACAUCCAUUGGUAACUGGUCAGAAGAGAAGUGGUAUGCAAGCCCUGAGGAGCUGAGUAAGGGAAUCUGCACUAUAUCAUCAAAUAUAUAUAGUCUGGGUGUUCUACUAUUUGAGUUGCUUGGUCAUUUUGAUUCGGAAAGAGGACAUGCAACAGCAAUGUCAGACCUGCGUCAAAGAAUUCUUCCUCCUCAUUUUUUAUCAGAAAAUCCAAAGGAAGCUGGAUUCUGCUUCUGGUUACUUCAUCCUGAACCUUCAUCACGACCAACAACAAGGGAAAUCCUACAAUCUGAAGUGCUUAAUGGAUUGCAGGAGAUAUCUGGAAAAGAAUUGUCAUCUUCCAUUGACCAAGAUGAUGCUGAAUCAGAACUGUUAUUGCAUUUCCUUAUUUCAUUAAAAGAACAUAAGCAGAAGCAUGCCUCUAAGUUAGCGGAUGACAUUAGGUGUGUAGAAGCAGAUAUUGAAGAGGUUGAGAGGAGGAACUUUUCAAAGAAUACCUUGGGGACUCGAUUAUCAACUAUUUCUUGUACAAAUGAAGUGAGGUUGACAAGCAACAUUAGUCAACUUGAAAGUGCCUACUUUUCCAUUAGAACCAAACUCCAGCUCCUGGAAACUGAUGCUACGACACACCAGGAUAAGGAUUUAUUAAGGAGUCGUGAAAACUAUUACUUAGCAAAGGGUGAAGAAAAACAGAAUCCAACUGAUCGUCUUGGAGCCUUUUUUGAUGGUUUAUGCAGAUAUGCUCGUUAUAGUAAGUUUGAAGUACGGGGGCUACUAAGAACUGGAGAUUUUAACAAUUCUGCAAAUGUAAUUUGCUCUUUGAGCUUUGACAGGGAUGUUGACUACUUUGCCACUGCUGGAGUAUCGAAGAAAAUAAAGAUAUUUGAGUUUAAUGCACUCUUAAAUGAUUCUGUUGAUAUUCACUAUCCAGUCAUUGAAAUGCCGAACAAAUCAAGGCUUAGUUGUAUUUGCUGGAACAACUACAUCAAGAAUUAUCUGGCAUCAACUGACUAUGAUGGCAUUGUGAAGUUAUGGGAUGCAAGUACUGGUCAAGGGAUUUUUCAAUAUAAUGAGCAUGAAAGGAGGGCUUGGUCUGUUGACUUUUCUCAAGCAUAUCCAACAAAAUUAGCCAGUGGAAGUGAUGAUUUUACUGUGAAGCUUUGGAGCUUUAAUGAGAAAAAUAGUUUAGGCACAAUCAGGAACAUUGCAAAUGUCUGCUGUGUUCAGUUCUCUUCUCAUUCUACUCAUUUGUUGGCAUUUGGGUCAGCGGAUUACAGAACCUAUUGCUAUGAUCUUCGGAAUUUAAGAACACCCUGGUGUGUAUUGGCUGGCCAUGACAAAGCAGUAAGCUUCGUGAAAUUCUUGGACCCUGAAACUCUGGUUACUGCAUCAACUGACAACUCCUUAAAGCUUUGGGAUCUCACUAAAGCCAGUUCUAGUGGCAUGUCCAACAAUGCUUGCAGUUUGACACUUAGUGGACAUACUAAUGAGAAGAAUUUUGUGGGUUUAUCUGUUGCUGAUGGUUACAUUGCAUGUGGUUCAGAAACAAAUGAGGUUUAUGCUUACUACAGAUCUCUACCCAUGCCAAUCACAUCCCACAAGUUUGGUUCAAUUGAUCCUAUUUCCGGGAAAGAGACAGAUGAUGACAAUGGGCAGUUUGUUUCUAGUGUCUGCUGGAGAGGGAAAUCAGACAUGGUUGUUGCUGCCAAUUCAACUGGGUGUAUCAAAGUGUUGCAAAUGGUUUGAAGGAAAGGGAGCCUUCCUAAAUCAAUUAGGAAAUCAGAUUUCUCUUGCUUCGUUUCCAGCUGGGGAAAUGCAGAACCUGUAGGCCAAUUAUAUACUGAAAACUGUGAAGUUUGCAAGGUGAAACUCUGAGAACCAAUGCAUCAUCUAUUAUACUUGUCCGUAUGAGAUAGUAGGGAUCCAAAGAGCUGAAUUACAACCUUUCAGCUAGUCACAAAUUCUGAUUCCAGAUCUUCAGUUAGAGGUGCAGGAAAUGACUGAUGAGAUUUGCAGGCAAGGACUCCAGAAUAUUAGUGAUGCUGCUGGUGAAUAUAAAACAAAGAAGAACAAGAUCAAUAUUAGCAUUGGCGUUGGGAUGAAGGCAAUCCUGGAUAAAAAUAAAUCUUGAAAGAGCAGCUCCAAAUCAUCUGACUGCUAAUAAGGCAACCGUGCAUUUGCUCCUCCUACCAUUUGUAGAAUUGGUGUGCAGUCCUUUCAAGUUUUCAGCGAAGGAUUGGCAAUUCUAGACAGGCAAUUUGUUCAGAAGAUAGCUUUGAAGCAAUUCCACAUUUAUAUGCUCAGAAAAGCGGGGAAAAUAUUUAGUGCUGUAUCCCAAGUAUUGGAUAUUGUAAGUAGGAAAGCCAGAUAUUGUAAAUUUUUUGAGGAAAAAAAAUGUAUAUGAUAUUUUCGUUUAGGAAAA
This is a messenger RNA of Hevea brasiliensis (rubber tree), 4148 nucleotides long. RefSeq names its product protein SPA1-RELATED 2. Gene Ontology annotation, molecular function: ATP binding; protein kinase activity; protein binding. The record is from RefSeq and is a predicted model, not a curated record. Lineage: Eukaryota; Viridiplantae; Streptophyta; Magnoliopsida; Malpighiales; Euphorbiaceae. Gene Ontology annotation, biological process: protein phosphorylation; photomorphogenesis. The transcript has 8 exons. Bases 335 to 3472 code for a protein of 1045 amino acids.